UUGGAUUAAUAUUUUCAUUUUCGUUUCAAAACUCUACAUAGCCCAAGAUGUAUUUUCUCAGUAAAUUCUUGGAAUAACUCAACCGUUAACAGGUGCACUUAAUACCAAGGUUUUCUUUAACAAUGUAUCACUGCGGCGUUUUUUUAAAUUAUACUGCAAUGUUAAUUACACGUGAUGUUUAAUAGCAUCCAAUCGAUCUGUAUCACAUUAUAUCGUGCAGAACUACAGCUGAUCAAACGUGUACUUGUUUGUGUUACACGGUAUACUGAAUACACUGAAUAUAUUACUAGAGGUAUAGGAUAACACGUGUUUUGAUAAUCAUAUCACAUCCUUCUAAUUUUUCUUCCGUAAAUAUUUUUACGAAGAAGGACGUAAGAAAUGAAAUUUCCAUUGAAAUUCAUUUCUAGAGUGAGCUAAACAGAUAAUUUUUAAUAUAACGAAUAUCAAUUUCGAGUAACGCGUUAUUUGCAGAAUCUUCAUCGCGGAACUUCUGUUUUACAGCCGUUUCAAUGGCUAGGAAUACCGAAUUUCUGAACGGGAACGAAGAAUCUCGGAUGGAAGUAACAACGGCGUCGUUGACACAAAUCGUCGCCAAGUGUCAUCGAACACUCGGAAAAGUUCUGCUAAUACCAGACCGUUCGAUGCUGUGGCAAAGCAGUUCGCGAACAAUUCCGCACGGAUAUUUCUGAAUACACAAGUGAUACGGUGAAACGAGCGGGAACUUCUCCCUGUCCUCGAAACGACCAUCGACCAUAGAGAAAUUUUAAUUCGAACCGAAACAGUUUAGGAAACUACACCGGGAAACGUCCGCGUUCCAAAGCAUCUUUUGUUCGAUAAAAGGAAAAAUGGCACGCUACCACAAUUUUAUGCAAUUCGGAAGAUUGUAAAGGAACUGAACGCUUGAAAUAAAAAUGAAAAUGAAAAUCAAGAAUAUCGCUUUACCUAUUUCUUGGGAUUACAACGAACGUAUCUGACCAUCGAAAACACGAAUGGAGGAAACUAUAAAUUUCAGAGAUAAAACCUAAAUGUAUCAGCAACGAGGAAUAUAUUAAAACGAGAUAUGUACACGUUGUAGAGGCUUGUCACGAGAAGCACGCUCGAGAGAAUUCGAGCGGCGUGCGUUAACAAAGAAAAUGAUUAAUCGUAACGAGUGCAACGUCGGUACGGUUGCACGUAAAAUAAUUGAGAAUUUUUGCCGAGUAUAGCCUUCCGCCUUGAAAACACUGAUAAGCCUCGGUAGAAGAGUAUUUCGUCAACGAUACCGAGCGAAACGGCAUGCCGGCUACGGUCAAAGGGCAAUAAAGAAUCGAACGAAUCGUGUAGAAUGCUGCAAUCUCGCGCGAUCGUGAAAUCAUGCUCGCCAAAGUCAGGCCGAAUUAGACGUUUAUACGUUUUCAUCUGGCGAAAAAGCCCUCCCGGCUUGUUUCAUGCAUGUUGCAUGAAUCCAGACUUGCCCGAAACACCGAACCUACGUGUGUAACAUGUAUAAUUUAUAUCGUCGAUCAUGCUCAAUCGUGCGAUGUUUAUUGCAGCUUGUCCGUUCGUUCGCCAAAGCAAAAAGGUCAAGAUGUAUUUUAUUUUUAGCGAAUUGAUAGGAUGACACUUUGGAGUUUGUAUUUUAACGAAACAAUAGAACAAAGCCUAGAAAAUCUACAAUCAAUUUAUAUAUUUUCAUACAAUUCAAGUUACUUUUGUUGAAGAACCUCGAUCCACGUUCGUCCAUCAAUUUUCCAGCGGUAUAGUUACCCUUGACCAUCCCUCUUAAACAUUUCAUUUCCUGAUAAAUGCAUUCAAAUAAUUCUUUGGUCCUUCCCUCGUAUUUACUCGUUAUCUCCGAGGUAACUUAGCAUCUCGAUAAACAUAACAACACGGCCUUUACAAUGAACCCGGAAAUUUGCAUAAAGCCAUCUGUCCUCUGUUCAUUUGCUUCCCAGUUCCUGCUCAAAGGGAAUUUAUCGUUCGAGAAAAGGGACAGAGGCUCGCGAGACGAAUCCACUCGAUUUAAAUGAAUCAACAUCGAGAAGAGCAACGUCGACGAAAUUCCCUGCUUCGGUAUCCACCUCUAUUCGGUUCCAUCAUUUAAUUAUCCCACCGGAGAGGACCUAACCUUGUCAUUAAGAAAUCGAACGAGUGACCACCAUGAAAAUUGCCUGAUCCUCCUUUUUCUUUCCUCCUCUACGAUUCUACAGUAACCAAAGGUCUUUGUCCAUUGUAAACGAGAUCUUUUCCAAGUACGCCUCGUGAAAGCGGGUCAAAGAGCGGCAAAGAACUCGUCGCUCAUGUCCUUAAUCCUAUUAUUGGAUUUUUCAGAACGUCCCGUUACCAUUCCUCCCUUCUUUCCUUUUUUUCGUCUUCUUCUUCUUUUUCUUCUUCAUUCUCUUUUAUACAGACAUCUACGUACUCCCCUCGUCUCUUUCUUUCCCUCAUUUUCCUCUCCUCGUUCCCUGUCCCGAUAGCCGAUAAACGCUUCAAGCUGUUUACAUCGGUCGCAACAACUGCAGCCGAACAAACUCUCUUUUCACCGAUAACACGUCCGAUGAUUUAUGAACGCUGAUAAUGGCCACUGUAUAAUGCGAUGCACUGCGAGGCCAGUGUCUUGUAAACCCGCUUGUUAUCGGCCAGAGGACAUCUGGACAGUGAUCGACCAAACGUUCGAAUCACGUGCUAACAAGAAUGUAAAUUCGAGUAUUACGUGGCCAAACGAGGGUAAUGUUCAAUCUUUAUCAACGCGUACGAUGAAAAAUAUUCGUCAGGUUGAUUCGAAGGGAUCGUGGAAACUAAUAAGAAUAGGGUGCUUUAUGAAGUGGUUUCCUCGGCGACAUAGCUUUGCCGAACAUCAAAUACGAAACAGAAUGGCGACAGCAGAAGCUGAACAAAAGUUAUCUCGAAGAAUUGGAGAAGUAUCGAGACGAGGUACUGAAAGAGGGUCUCCAGGUUGAAGAAGAGGGUCUUACAGAGAUCCUUCAAUUUAAAAAUGAGCACGACGCUAACGAGCCGCAUCAGGAGAACGAGGAGAUCGUGGCUUCUCAAGAGAAAUCCGAACCAAUUAUGGUGGACCGGAAUCAAUACAGCAUGGACGGCGAGCUCGAGGGUGGAUUCAGUUUUAAAGCGAGGAACGACGAUGCCAGGCCUGGUGUCAGGGACGAAGGAGUCGAAUUCAGAUUGGAAUCGACGACUCCUGCAACGAAAAAGAGGCACUCUGCUCGAAAACAGAACCACGAUGUUUCGCAGACAGCAUCGAACGUGAACGCGACGAAAUCGAAACAGUCGUUUUUGAGAACAUCUCACGAACUCGAUAACUUUUCCACGAGCACGGAUAGCACCAAUCAAAUGAAAGACGCGAAUAUGAAGAAUAUCGAGGAAGUAUUCACUGUUCAACCGGAAAACAGCACGCAAAACGUAUCGAAGAGACGACAUCGACGUCAUCAUCGUAGAAGAACGAGCAAACGUAGACAUCGUCGUCGGAAGAUACCAUUGGUCAGACGCGAUUUCGACGACUCGUCCGACGAGGUUGUUUCGUUGCACGAUCGACAGCUGCGCUCGAUCGAAUUCUACGACAUGGAACAUAAGCCGAAGUAUCUGGCGAACAAACGUGGCACCACGAGACACGGAUACUCGAGCAGAAGACGAAGAGCCGCGACAGCACGGAAGGAACGCGUAUGGGACGACGGGGUGAUCCCGUACGAGAUCGAUGGGAAUUUUUCCGGGGCGCACAAAGCCCUCUUCAAGCAGGCCAUGAGACACUGGGAGAACUUUACUUGCGUUAAAUUUGUCGAGCGAGUACCCACGGAGCAUCCUAAUUAUAUACUCUUCACCGAGAGACCGUGCGGAUGCUGCUCGUUCGUCGGGAAACGAGGGAACGGUGCUCAAGCCAUAAGCAUCGGGAAGAACUGCGACAAAUUUGGAAUAGUCGUUCACGAGCUAGGACACGUGGUAGGUUUUUGGCACGAGCACACCAGACCCGAUCGUGAUCGUCAUGUACAGAUCAUUCGCGACAAUAUCAUGUCUGGUCAGGAGUACAACUUCAACAAAUUGACCGAGGAGGAAGUGAAUUCGCUCGGAUUGCCCUACGACUAUGAUUCGAUCAUGCACUACGCGAAGAACACGUUCUCAAGAGGCACCUAUCUGGACACCAUCCUUCCGAUGGAAAGUCACGGAAAGAAACGUCCUGAGAUUGGUCAAAGGCUACGUCUGAGCGAGGGUGACAUCGCUCAAACCAACCUUCUCUACAAAUGUUACAAAUGCGGGAGAACGUUUCAAGAAAACAGCGGAAGCUUCGGGUCUCCGAUUCAUCCGAACGGAUCACCCUCGACAGAAGGUGAACGUUGCGAAUGGAGGAUAACAGCGACCCACGGAGAACGAAUAGUUCUGAACAUAACAUCGUUGAACAUACUUAAAAGCAAUCUUUGUCGUAGCGAUUACUUGGAGAUUAGAGACGGAUACUGGCACAAGAGUAAAGUGUUAGGUCGUUACUGUGGCAACGGUAAGAUCCAGGAUCCGAUCGUGUCUACCGGAAGUCGAAUGCUUGUUACAUACGUGACAUCCGGUCAUCAGAGCAGCGGGCAGCGCGGCUUUACCGCGUCCUACGAGGCCGUUUGCGGUGGUGAAAUCGAGCUCGACGACACUGGUCACCUCGAGUCACCCAACUAUCCAGAUGGUUACCAAUCGAGCAAGGAGUGUGUGUGGAAGUUGUCGGUGCCACAGAAUUUCCAAGUGGCGUUAAAGUUUCAGUCAUUCGAGAUCGAGAACCACGACAACUGCGUUUACGACUACGUCGAGGUCCGGGAUGGUCACAACGCGGACUCUCCGUUGAUCGGGGUUUACUGUGGCUACAAAAUACCGCCGGACAUCAAGUCCACUGGUAACAAACUUCUGGUGAAGUUUGUCAGCGACGGAUCUGUACAGAAGGCUGGAUUUUCGGCCACCUUCAUGAAAGAGUUUGAUGAAUGCGUUCUGAUCGAGCAUGGCUGCGAACACAAUUGUAUCAACACUCUGGGUGGAUUCGAAUGUUCUUGCAAUCCUGGUUACGAAUUGCAUUCGGAUGGAAAACACUGUGAAGAUGCCUGUGGUGGAACGUUCGUCGAUAGCAACGGAACCAUCACCAGUCCAUCGUUUCCGGUAACUUAUCCAGGAAACAAGGAUUGCGUGUGGGAGAUCAUAGCUCCGCCUCAGUAUCGUAUCAUGUUGAAUUUCACUCAUUUCGAUUUGGAAGGGAACAAUGCUCGUCAGCAAGAAUGCGAGUACGAUUCCGUAGAAGUGAGCAGCAAGCUUGGGGAUGAUAUUUUGAGGAAACACGGGAUCUUCUGCGGCUCGAGAGUGCCGUCGUUAAUUACAUCCGAGGGAAACUUCAUGAAGAUAACUUUCACAUCCGACAAUAGUAUUCAAAAAACAGGAUUCGCUGCUGUCUUCUUAACAGACAUGGACGAGUGUGCUAACAAUAACGGUGGUUGUCAACACGAAUGCAGAAACACGAUAGGAUCGUAUCAAUGUUCGUGUCACAAUGGCUUUACGCUUCACGAAAAUGGCCACGAUUGCAGGGAAGGUGGUUGCAAGUACGAAAUCGUUGCACCCAUGGGUACGAUAACGUCGCCAAACUAUCCAGACUAUUAUCCUGGUCUCAAGGAUUGUGUUUGGCAUUUUGUUACCAAGCCUGGACAUCGUAUCAAGCUGGUCUUCAAAGUCUUCGAAAUGGAAUCCCAUCAAGAAUGCAAUUACGAUCACAUUGCAAUUUAUGACGGCGACUCGCCGGAUAGUCACGUUCUCGGUAAAUUCUGCGGUACCAAAGAACCUCAUCCAAUCUUGGCGACCGGAAAUCAAAUGUACAUGGUAUUUAAAAGCGAUGCAUCCAUUCAGAGGAAAGGCUUCCUCGCCACUCACAGCACUGCUUGCGGUGGACAUCUCGUUGCAACGAGCGAGGUGAAGCAUUUGUAUUCUCAUGCCAAGUACGGUACUCAUAAUUACGACCAUAGAACGGACUGUGAUUGGGCCAUUGAAGCACCGCCUGGCAAAAAUGUCCAUUUAACUUUCGUCACGUUUCAACUCGAAUCGGAAAGCGAGUGCAAUUACGAUUUCGUCGAGGUUUAUUCCGGUUUGGAUACAUCAGGUCUUCUUUAUGGACGAUAUUGUGGAAAUAGCAACACCACCGACUUUAUUUCCAUUAACGAAGCGUUGUUAGUGCGAUUCAGGACGGACGACACGAUAUCGAACAAAGGUUUCAUGGCGUUUUUCGUGGCGGUCGAUCGACAGGACAGCGGUGAGAACUACGGUGGUUCAGAAGACGAAGACGCGGACGUGUCAGGCCUCGCGAAUCGAUUGGGCUCCGAGUUCCACAUCGGUGCAGCCUUGCAAAGCAGCGAUCGAAGUGAAAACGAGUAAAAUCAAAUAUGAUCGCUCCGAGUGGAACGCGUGUGCCGUUUCAACGUAUUGUCGUAGCCCAGACACGUGUAUGUGGAUCUUUCUCGAUCGUCGAGGCCGUGAAGCAUUGUUCUUCUAUUCUCUAAGUACAUUCGAACGAAUCGACAAUGUUUGUCAGAGGACAAGGAUAAUUUAUUCCAACAGUGAAUUAACAGCGCUAAUCGUUUCGAUUUAGCUUGUACGAUUCCGAAGUUCGGCCUAUAUCGGCCCAAUUGUGCCAUUCUAUGUUUAGAUAGAUCGCAUUAUAAUAUAUUACCAUUCAUAAAUUCCAUGCCCAGCGAGAAAGAAAAGGUAAAAACGAUUACACGACCUACCGGUUGCCAAAGUAAUAUUCUAUGUUUAAUCGAUGAGUAGGAAAAAUCAGAAAGGCAUAAAAGAAGUUAACGAGAAACGAUGAUACACCUUGUUUGAUCGACGUUGUUUUCUCAAACACUGCCCCGAAGCAAAUGAAUUGAUCGCGUUUUUGUGUUUUCGAGUUCAAAAGCAUUUCUUGUUUUUUCUCUUCCGACAAAAGUGCUAAAGUUUCAGCGGAACGUUUUCGUGUAAAUGGCUCUAAGUAUCGACAAGAAAACCACGGCAAACUUAAACGAGAGUAUUCGAAAGGUAACCGAGACACGUUGCCAGACCUUUUCGCUCAGAUAUGUUCGAUGGAAAUGUUCCAAGCGACAGUUCGUGCAAAAUACUCGAAUAAUCUAGAUAUAAAUUUAGGUAUAGAGCUGUUCGAUAUCGAAGUCAGCGAUUUAGAAAUUUAAAGGAGAACCUUGGAUCGAAACAUCCUCGAUGUUCCUCCUCUCGAACACGUUUAUUGUACAUAGAGAAACAAAGAUUUAGAUGUAGACGUCGUGCCGUUUUAUAUAAUAUAGUCAUAGGAUCCAUGAUCGAUCAGGUGUCUUGCUAUCGAGUGGAUUUUACAGAUUAACGAGUUCUCAACCCUGUACUUUCGUUUCUGUUUCUAAAGAUAUAACAGGAAUACUACAGAGUAAUUUGUUGCAGAGUAAACUUAUUUCGAUCGGCUGGUCUAGCGGAUUGUAUUAGAUAGCGAUUAAAGAUCACCGAUAUUCUAAUGUAUACUUGGAGAAAGUACAGCUAGAGUAACUAGAAGCAUCUCAAUGAUUUCGUCGUAGCUUAACGAAAAAAUACGAAUCAAAUGUUACAAAGUUAAUUAAUCAUAUCUUGGAGGUAAACGAUGAUAAGAUCGAGUACGUAUUCCUUUUGAAUCGAUCGAGCUACGAAACGAUACAGAUCUAACUAUAUCAGUGAAGAAGUUUCAUUCGAACAAACAAGUUUCGAAAUUAUCCAAAUUUUUCAUCAUUUUUCUACGUAACACACUGCCUUGUGUACAUGAUUUUCGUGAUGGUACACCAAAGUUACUUCGAAAGGAACCUUACUCUCGUUUGUUACAUUGUAACGCGACUACAUGGCCUAUAUCGAUCGAACACAUUUAAUAUUCGAAACAUGAGUAAAAAAGGAAAUGAGUUACGCGUAUAAUGUUGACCCUUCGAAAAUUCGUACGCCUAAGAUACACGUAUAGAUGAUAAUAAUAACAAUGAUAAUAUCUUAUCUAUUGUCUGACGGUAAGAAACAAUAUUAAGCGCCGCGUCAAGUUCCUUUUUGUAAAUUAUAUGUGAUUUAUUUGUUCUCAGAAAUACACGUUAUAGGCACUCUAUAUAUAUUACUGAGCAACUAUAUACAACUAA
Molecule: messenger RNA, 8111 nt
Organism: Osmia lignaria (orchard mason bee)
Lineage: Eukaryota; Metazoa; Arthropoda; Insecta; Hymenoptera; Megachilidae
Gene: tok
Product: tolloid-like protein 1 tolkin
Biological process (GO): proteolysis
Molecular function (GO): zinc ion binding; metalloendopeptidase activity; calcium ion binding
Source: RefSeq, a predicted model, not a curated record